Armigeres subalbatus is the source of this 609-nucleotide messenger RNA. RefSeq lists its product as uncharacterized. Bases 28 to 474 code for a protein of 148 amino acids. The transcript has a single exon. Lineage: Eukaryota; Metazoa; Arthropoda; Insecta; Diptera; Culicidae. The record is from RefSeq and is a predicted model, not a curated record. Gene Ontology annotation, molecular function: chitin binding. Gene Ontology annotation, cellular component: extracellular region.
CACCUCACAGGAAGAAACAUCACAAUUAUGAAAGCCGUCGUUCUAGUGUUCGCCAUCUUGGCCACCGCAUGUGCACUGGUAGAAUGCACCAAAAACAAAACUAAUCGCUGCACCGGCGAGAAGAACGGAACCAAGCUCGUGGACUUCGACGACUGCCACAAGUACAUCCUGUGCACGUCGCAGAAGGAGGUUUCCAAAAAAUGCGGCAAUAAGGACGACUUCGAUGCCGUUACGCUGGAGUGCGUGAAGAAGGCCAGUGCGAAUUGUUUCGCCGCUCCCGAAGAGGUGGAAAUCCCUACCGAAGAGCCCGUACCGGUGUGCAACACCCAGUUCGCGGCGGACUGCACUCAGUACUGGAGCUGCGAAACGGGAGCCCCGACGCUGAAGGACUGCUUGGAAGGAUACUUUUACUAUGAACCGCUGCGCAGCUGCCUGCCGGGAGAUGCACAGAUUUGCGAACUCUACAAGGUUUAGAAAAAAUGCCACAGUGAAUACAGUCAUAUCUUGGUGAAGCUAUUCAGGUUUGCGGAUGAAGCAUGUUUGGUCAUAUAUGUUUCGAAAAUGGAAAACUAUGCCUGAAAAUAAAGGUUUUAUUUUGAAGAAACAUAA